This is a messenger RNA of Chara braunii, 1779 nucleotides long. Lineage: Eukaryota; Viridiplantae; Streptophyta; Charophyceae; Charales; Characeae. The record is from the annotation of a GenBank genome assembly.
GUCCUUGUUAACGCACUAGUGAUAGAUGUGCGCUCCUAUUCUGUGUUGUUAGGAUUACCUUGGGCGAUGGCGGACACGUGCAACACAUUGAAUGGGCGUUGCAUGCGUUACGAGAUGCUGGUUUCAAGGUGGCAUUCGAGAAGUGCCAGUUUUUCCUAACCACCAUUUCCUUCCUAGGACACGUGGUAACAGACCAAGGACUCAGACCGGAGCCGUAGAAGGUGGCAGCUGUCAGAGAUGCGCCGGUGCCUACGACUAUUACGCAGGUUCGCGCCUUUCUGGGCCUGGCCUCAUACUACCGAAGGUUUAUCAAGGGCUUCGCGGCAAUUGCGGGACCUUCACGAAUCUGCUGCGAAAAGACCAGCCGUUGAUCAGGACGCCAGAGUGUGAUCAAGCGUUUUCGGAACUAAAGGCCGCCCUCAUUUCGGCCCCGGUCCUUAUAAGGUCGGAUCCUGAAAAGCCUUUUGUCCUCAUUACUGACUGGCAGCCAGAGGCAAUUUCGACGAUCUUAGCCCAGGUGGGACCAAUCGGACUUGAGAACGUGGUGGAGUAUGCGUCCAAAUCGGUGCCCGUCUGCAAGCGUAACUACGCCGCUCCAACAGGAGAAUGCUACGCGGCGCUUUGGGGAAUCAGUCACUUUCGAGCUUACUUGUAUGGGCGGAAGUUCACAUUGGUAACCGAUCAUGAGCCUCUUCUAGCCCUGAAGAAAUCUAAGGAUUACUCGGGCAUGAUCGAGGGAUGGGCAACAGUGCGGCAGAGCAUGGACUUUGACAUUCGUCACCGGAAACACGAAAGGCACGGGAAUGCGGACGGAUUGACACGACUGCACCGACCUGAGAAGGUUUCGAAGAAUGACGAGGUGAUUUCGUGGAACGAACCGAAGAAGGAGAAUGGUCCUCGGUACGGCCAAAUGAAGAUCCUGUCAAAGGAGGAGUCAGCAGGCAAUAGUAUUGGCGGAGGUGGUAGCGGUACAUCGGCGACCGGCUCCCGGAACGAGCCACGUCACCACAGUCGCGGCUUUCAGCGGCGACAUCAGUAUGGUCAAUCCACUGUGGCAUACCGCGAUCUUGACCUCGCUGCGAGAGUGGACGGAGCAGGUGUCCAACGUUGGAGUGCAUGCUUGGAAGAGCCUGGGGACGAAGACUCUCUACCGUCGCGGCAGGAGUAUCUGAAGCCAUACGACAUCAUCGAUCACGCUUUCUAUCCGAAGGCAGAGGAGGUGGUGAUAGAGGGGGAGGAAAGUGACGACGACGAGGAAACAUCGGAAGAGGGAAGCUAUAGCGAGUAUAGCGAGGGCGAGCAGAGCGAAGAAGAAGAAGAAGAAGAAGAAGAGGAAGAAGAAACCGGGUCUGAGUGGGAAGCCUUGCCGGAGGAGGCGACGCGUACUGGUAUGGAGGCGGAAGAUCCUGAGGCAGCACUGAGGCGGGAGGAAAUUGCCACCGAAAAACGCCAGCUGGAGUUCGCCAGCGAAGCAAGCCUGCGCAUCGGUGACGAUCCGGCCAGGGAUCCGGAGCCGCCGAAGCCCGAGGAUGGCGAUCCAGCAGCGGCCACCCCCAGCACCUCACGGCGGAGACGGAGCCGAUCCUCCUCCCCCUCCAGCCCCACCCGUCCCCCAGUUCGUCCACGUACCGAUGCGGGGGAUAGGCCUUCGUUUCCGGACAUUAUCCCGCUGUCCCCUUGAUUACCUCACCCUCGAGCAGAUCCACACCCCCGUCACCUUCCCCCACCACCCCUUCCAUCCCCAUCUCUUCCGUGAUUUCUACUCUACGCGCCUAAUCG